This is a messenger RNA of Rotaria sp. Silwood1, 804 nucleotides long. NCBI's taxonomy places the organism in Eukaryota, Metazoa, Rotifera, Eurotatoria, Philodinida, Philodinidae. The record is from the annotation of a GenBank genome assembly.
AUGGGGAUGUAUGUGGAUCAUGAUGGUAUCGUAUAUGUUGCUGAUUCGUACAAUCAUCGUAUUGUCAAAUGGAGGCCUGGUGCUUUAAGUGGAGAGCUCGUGGCCAGCUCUCAACAAUUACAAAAAGAAAAAAAUCAAUUGGAGUAUGUUGCAUCGUUUGUUGUUGCCAAAAAUGGAACCAUGUUUGUUUGUGAUCGGCCAAAUAGACAAGUACGACGAUGGAUUCCAGAUGCAAAUGAAGGAGAAGCGUUUAUUUUUAAUAUUUCAUGUUCUGGAAUGUUUCUUACAGAGAACGGUUUCUUAUAUGUAGUUGGAGAUGAGAAAGUUAUCAGAUGGCCUGGCAAUGAAGUGGUUGCAGGUGGUAAUGGCGCCGGACCUGGUCUCAAUCAAUUUUCUGCUACAUCUCGUAUAUUUGUCGAUCAAAAUGAAGUAGUUUAUGUUGCUGAUGCCGGAAAUCACCGUGUAGUACGAUGGCCGCAUGGUGCUAAAGAAGGAAUUCUCGUCGCUUCAGGUGUUGUUGGAGGGUUUCCAUUACAUACGCCCGUCGGUGUAGUAGUUGAUCAAAUGGGUAGUACAUACGUGCUGGAAUAUGGCACCUCGCGUAUAACUCGUUGGCUAAAAGAUGAUCCUUAUAAUGGCAUAGUUAUUAUUGUAGACAAGCCAACCACAAAUAAUCCAGUUCCAUUAGCGCCAUACACGUACAGAUACGAAUUAUUGUUUGACACCGAAGGAAAUUUGUACGCUGUCGAUCAAUACAAUCAUCGUAUUCAAAAGUAUCAGAUUGAUAAAAGUGCUUGUUUGUGA